ACUCAAGAUAAUUAAUAUGUAAUUAUUAUAUGUUAUGUACAUAUAUAGAAAUUACAUAUCACUCAAAAUGGAGGUAAAACCUCCACUGCAGCAGCAAUGUGUGCUGACCACACAAGGUUGAUGAGUGUGUAAUGGAACCAAAGAGAGCUGUUCCUAGAGAGGAUUCUAUAAAGCCUGGUGCCCAACUGACAGUGAAGAAAAUUUCCAUCGGUGGUAUUAAAGAAGGAACAGAGGAAUAUAAUCUGAGAGAUUACUUUGGAAAGUAUGGCCAGAUUGAAACCAUAGAAGUAAUGGAAGACAGGCAGCCUGGAAAAAAGAGACGCUUUGCUUUUGUAACUUUUAAUGAUCAUGAUACAGUUGAUAAAAUUGUUGUUCAGAAAUACCACACUAUUAAUGGGCAUAACUGUGAAGUGGAAAAGGUCCUUUCUAAAGAAGCGCAGUCUGCUGGAUCACAAAGAGGUCAUGGAGGUAGAUCUGGCAACUUUAUGGGUCAUGGAGGAAACUUUGGUGGAAGACGAGGCUAUGGUGGUGAAGGUGGUGGGAGCAAAGGUAGUUAGGGAGGAGGUGAUGGUAGAUAUGAUGGAUUUGGGGAUGAUGGUAGCAACGAUGGUGGUGGUCCUGGUUAUAGUAGUAGAGGAGGCUAUGGUGCUAGUGGACACCAAGGAGGCAGAUACGGUGGCAGUGGUGGAGGAUAUGAUGGUUACAAUGAAGGAAGAAAUCAUGGAGGUAACUAUGGUGGUGGUGGGAGCCAAAAUGAUUUUGGAAAUUAUAGUGGACAACAGCAAUCAAAUUAUGGACCAAUGAAGGGGAACAGUUUUGGUGGAAGAAGCUCGGGCAGUCCCUAUUGUGGUGCUUAUGGAUCUGGCAGUAGAAGUGGUGGAUAUGGUAGCAGGAGGUUCUAAAAAAAACUGAGAAGAAAAGGCUAUAGUUCUUAGCAGGAGAGAGAGCGAGCAGUUGUCAGGAAAGCUGCAGGUAACUUUGAGACAGUCAUCCCAAAUGCGUUAGAGGAACUGUAGAACUCUGCCACAGAAGGAACGGUGAUUCAUUGUCAGAGAAGUUACUGCAGCUUAAACAGGAAACCCUUCUUGCUCAGGGCUUUCAUCGCCCCAGUUUGCAAACAGUGUAGCUAUUGAUUAAUGCAGAGUAGUGUCAAUUAGAUGAGGUCUUUUAUCUGUUACAGCUUUUUCUUUUUUGUUUCAUUAUAUCAGGUAUAUUGCCUGUAAAUUGUGGUAGUGGUGCCAGGAAUAAAGUUAAGAGAUUUUUAACUUUUCAAUAUUUGUGUCAUUCAGUUUUUCGACAUUGUAGUACAGAAACUUUAACAAAAUGCAGUUUGAAGCUGUUUCCUUGUGAGUUAACAAGAAUUGUUGUUAAUUACUAUUUUGUAUGAAUUUUGCUAAAGUUAGCUGUACAGAAAUACUUGCUGACUUGCAGUUUAAGGGAAAUCUAUUCUCUGCAUUUCCAAACCAUGAAAUGAAUGGGCUCUGACAUGUGGAGAAAAUAGAUAUUUGUAUGUUUGCUAUAUGUUUUAGAUAAAUAAAAUCAGGUAUUUAGAUUAGCAUAUUUGUGAAUUUAAUAGCAUUAAGGUUUACCCUCAAAUGAAAAAAAGAUCUCAAAACUCCGGAAAAAAAAAAAAGAAAUUUCAUAUCUAUCUAUAUCUAUCUACCUACCUAUCUAUCUAUCAAUCUAUCAUCUAUCUAUCAGAAAGCAUGGCUGAUAUUUGAUAAGUAUAUACUGGCUGGCUUCUGUUUUGAGUAGUUGAGCUUCUGAUUAGAAUGCUUGCUGCUGUACUAGUUAUUAAUUAUUUUGAAUGUCAUGCCUGGCUAUAAUCCAUAUUCUAUAACUGAAAAAACUCCACAAUUACUUGUCUUCUCUAAAACCACUAUAGGUUUUUCAUUUGUAGCUACAGAUUAACUUUCUGUGAAGUCACAAAAAUCUGAAAGGUGAGAACAUUGCAAAUUAAGAAUGCUAUUUUAAUUUUCUUUGAAUAGGCUUUCAAAAAAUGUUGAGAAUUUGGAAACAUUCUGGGUAACAAAUUUAAAUAUCCGUUUUUAUAAGGCACUUUCUGUGAGCUUAUUUUGGGUUCUUCUUUUACACAUCUGAGAAUUAAAAAAGCAGAAAAAUACAAAUUUAUA
Ailuropoda melanoleuca (giant panda) is the source of this 2132-nucleotide messenger RNA. Its product is annotated as heterogeneous nuclear ribonucleoprotein A3-like. Gene Ontology annotation, molecular function: mRNA 3'-UTR binding. Gene Ontology annotation, cellular component: catalytic step 2 spliceosome. Gene Ontology annotation, biological process: mRNA splicing, via spliceosome. The record is from RefSeq and is a predicted model, not a curated record. The transcript has a single exon. NCBI's taxonomy places the organism in Eukaryota, Metazoa, Chordata, Mammalia, Carnivora, Ursidae.